Molecule: messenger RNA, 7540 nt
Organism: Bombyx mori (domestic silkworm)
Lineage: Eukaryota; Metazoa; Arthropoda; Insecta; Lepidoptera; Bombycidae
Gene: Pkc98E
Product: protein kinase C
Exons: 17
Coding region: 174-2372 (732 amino acids)
Biological process (GO): protein phosphorylation
Cellular component (GO): cytoplasm; nucleus
Molecular function (GO): ATP binding; diacylglycerol-dependent serine/threonine kinase activity
Source: RefSeq, a predicted model, not a curated record
AUAGAGAAAAAUAUCCAUCCAUCCAUGGCGGAUCUCGUCGCCGCUGUCAAGAUUUUUAUUUAGUUUUUGCAUCAAAUGUGAAGCUCCUUCAAUGAUUUUAAGUGGGUUUAUAGCGUGGAAGUGAUCGUGUGGCGGCGCGGUCUCGGUGAUACGUCUCGUUGGUCGCUAGCACCAUGUUCAGUGGCACGGUGCGAGUUAAAGUAUGUGAGGCGACGGGUCUUCGGCCAACCGACUUUCAGAAACGGCUCAAUAUGGCCUUUGGAAAGCCAGACGAUCAGCCGAUAGACCCUUACGUCUCAAUAGAUGCCGACGAGCACCACCUGGACCGUUCCAGCACCAAAGCCAAAACAUUUGAUCCUGUCUGGAACGAGACAUUUACACACGACGUUCACAAUGUUUCCAGUUUGGGGAUCACAGUAUUUCAUGAUGCGGCUAUCCCUCCUGAUGACUUUGUUGCAAAUUGCACAAUAUCUUUUGAGGAUCUGAUGCUGCGAGAUAAGGAUGCCACAGACUUUUGGGUGGACCUAGAGCCGCAGGGGAAACUGCAUCUGAAAAUAGAUCUGAAAUGGCAUUCUCAAGGUUCAGGCGAGGGCGGCGGCGGGGGCGGCGGGGGGACGCGCGGAGUGCGCGGGGGGCGCGGCGCUCCCCGGGAGUUCAAGGAGGGGGCGGGGUUCGCCCGGCGCCGCGGGGCCAUGCGUCGCCGCGUGCACCAGGUCAACGGACACAAGUUCAUGGCCACCUUCCUGCGACAACCCACCUUCUGCAGCCUCUGUCGGGAGUUCAUAUGGGGCAUCGGCAAGCAAGGAUACCAGUGUCAAGUUUGCACCUGCGUGCUGCAUAAGCGAUGUCAUUCCCUUAUCGUCACGAAGUGUCCCGGCAUGAAGGAGGAGGCGGGCGCGGGCGCGGUGGGGCAGGGCUUCAGCGUGAACGUGCCGCACCGCUUCGUGGUGCACUCCUACAAGCGGUUCACCUUCUGCGACCACUGCGGCUCGCUGCUCUACGGACUCAUCAAGCAGGGACUGCAGUGCGAAGCGUGUUCAAUGAACGUCCACAAGCGGUGCCAGAAGAACGUGGCCAACAACUGCGGGACCAACACCAAGGCCAUGGCGGCUCUGCUCAACGAGAUGGGGAUAUCGCCCGACAAGAACCCCAGACCGAAGACCUUUAAGUAUCUCAACCCCGCCCUGCUCGAAGGAUCCUCGGAGCUGUCGUCGUCCGGGGACUCCGAGUCGAAGGACGCAGGGGACAAACAAGACGAUAAAGUAGAUGUGCGCGACAAGGAGGGCACGUGGCGCCCCCCCUGGCACGACAUGCAGCUGUUUGUUACUGCAGAAGGGGACACAGAAUGCGGAGGGUUAAAGAAGCCAUCUCUCGAGGACUUCACGUUCAUCAAGGUCCUCGGGAAAGGAUCUUUCGGAAAAGUGAUGUUGGCCGAAAGGCGCGGCACGGAGGAGGUGUUCGCCGUGAAGGUCCUGAAGAAGGACGCCAUCCUGCAGGACGACGACGCGGAGUGCACGCUCGCCGAGAGACGCGUGCUGGCCCUGGCGGCCGCGCAUCCCUUCCUCACGGCGCUGCACUGUGCCUUCCAGACCAGGGACCGUCUGUUCUUCGUCAUGGAGUACGUGGACGGGGGGGACUUGAUGUUUCAGAUCCAGCGAGCGCGCAAGUUCGACGAGCCUCGCGCCAGGUUCUACGCGGCGGAAGUCACCUUGGCGCUGGAGUUCCUGCACGAGCACGGCGUCAUCUACCGCGACCUCAAGCUCGACAACAUCCUGCUCGACUCCGAGGGACACUGCAAGCUCGCCGACUUCGGCAUGUGCAAGGAGGGCAUCAUCGACGGCGUGACCACCACCACGUUCUGCGGGACCCCGGACUACAUCGCGCCAGAGAUCCUGCAGGAGCAGGAGUACGGCUGCAGCGUGGACUGGUGGGCGCUGGGCGUGCUGCUGUACGAGAUGCUGGCGGGACAGCCGCCCUUCGAGGCCGACAACGAGGACGACCUGUUCGAGUCCAUCCUGCACGACGACGUGCUCUACCCCGUGUGGCUCUCGCGCGACGCCGUCUCCAUACUCAAAGGGUUCAUGACGAAGGCGCCGAGCCGGCGGCUGGGCGUGUGCGGCGGCGCGGCGGGCAUCAAGGCGCACGCGUUCUUCCGCGACGUGGACUGGGACGCGCUCGCCCAGAGGAAGCUGCGGCCGCCCUUCCGCCCCAAGAAGAGCAAGCGCGAGGCCGUCAACUUCGACGCGGAGUUCACCAAGGAGGAGCCCGUGCUCACGCCCGUCGCGCCGGACGUGCUGCGGACCAUCAACCAGGAGGAGUUCCGAGGAUUCUCGUUCGUGAACAAGGAUUUCAACCCCCUGCCCGCCGCCUGAACCCCUCCACACGUCUCCCCUUCCCUCUCCCUCCCCCUCCCCUCCCCCUGUCCUGUCGCCACGCGCCCAGUGCAUGCCAUCUCUCUAGUCAUAUUAAUGUGCAAAGUAUUACCUUGUUUUUAUAUGAAUCGAAUUAAUGAGGCCCCCCUCCCCCCGCACACACUCGCAUCAUCGAUCUGAUCUAAAUCUCGUUUAGUUUUACCAAAUGUUAAUAUGGGUAAUCAUUUUAAAUAUAAAUUUAACCUGUCGGCCGUCGUUAAAAGGACGACUCGAAGUGAAAUCUCAUAAUAUAAUGAAAUGGAAAGACGCGGGCGGUGCCGGCCUCGCGCCCGCAUCGUGCUGCGGUCCGCGGGCACCGUCCCCCCUCCCCCUCGAACCUCAAAUAUUACUGUAACUUCGUUUACAUUGUCCUUAACUAUUAAUAUUAUCCUCACCCUACUGCAUGUUAAUACAAAUGAUGUAUUUGUUAUUUUAGACGCGGCACCGUGCGAGCUGGACACGGUGCGUCGCCAAACGAUUUAUUUUUGUGAAAGGAAAGGACACGGUUGAAGUCUUAUGAUAAAUAUCUGUCCAUACGAAAGAAAGUAUAUACACUAGCCACGUUGUAGGAGUAGCGAGGCGUGUGGUCCGCAGCACGUGCUCACGACGAGCACACUCACUAACUUGCGUCUGGAAUUAUUUCACUGGCGCUCUCUCCCGCCUGAGAGAUCGUCCGUGCGGCCAAGUGUCAGGCUAAUUGAUAAAUAUAAAUAUUAUGACCACGAGUGGACGUUGAACUAUGAUGAAAUAUGUUUGGCCAACUAUUGAUUGCUGUAAAUAUUCCGGACCGAUCGAUCAUGUCGUGUGCUUAUAACUUGGCUUACUAAAUUCACCUGCGAUUGGUGCUUUUUAUGUUACUUAAUUUAUACAUAGGAUACAUAGUUGCUCCCGCGGGCACUGGUACGACGAAACUAAAUUAACUUCACGCCCUUGAGGAUACUGCAGAACCCCCCCCCCCACCCCUCGCCCCCCUCGCCCCCCUGCACACAUUGAAAACCUUCUUUUUAUUAACAAUUAAUGGGUGGGUUUUACUGGCGGCGGGGGCGCGGUGGGGGGCGCGGGGGUACCAGUGUCCGCGGCGGGUUCGUUCCUAGUUAUUGAUACAUUUGUCGCUUCUAGUCGUGCGUUGUGUUAGGUUUUGUUGUAAACUGUUGUCUGUUCUAAUACUCAUUGCGCUUCUGUAACGUGCGUUCACGUGAUGGAUCAUCGACAGUCUGACCGUCUGAUGUGUUUUGUUGUUAUUUGGAAAUGGAUCGCAUUCUGUGGGCGGCACCGCGGCACCGCUUCUGUCGAGUCGCGACGUAUUCAUAAGUAUUACUUUUUAGUUUAAGAUUUUAACAAAACCAAAGGUGUUAAUUUUAAAAUAAACAUAAAUUUUAUAGUCGAAAUAUAUUUUAGAUGUUGUAGUUUAUCUCUUAGUUUUUGUUUUUGAUUUGUUCUGUAGCGGCCGCCCGCCGGCCUCGUGCGAUUGUCGCGGUUGAUGCACAAAUUUUGAUGCUUUACGUAGUAUUUAGUGUAACAUUAAAAUAAAAUAUACACAUACAUUUAAAUAAAAUUUGAAGAAAAAAACUAAAAAAAUGGUAAUUCUCUUUACGUGUUCCCGUUGUCGUGUUUUAACUUUUAUUUAAAUCUAUUUUUUUUUAUUAAUAGUUACCAAUCAGGACAUUAUAAUUUCCUCGUGAAAGAUCAAAGGUUUAUGUGUCUAUACGCCCAGUUUGUUUAUAAACAUGAAAUCUUCACACAAUAACGAAAAUACAAGACGAGGAAAACGACGCGCGCACGGAGGGGCGCGGGGGCGAACCCCGGGGCGCCGCCCCCGCGCCCCUCCGGACUCCGCCGCCGAUGAGCUCGUUUCGUUGUUCAUUGAAUUCACUGUUUUCUUUAUGCGUUAUUAUAUACAUCAUUUAUAUAAUAAUAUAUAUAUUAUAUAAUAUAGUUUUAUAGUUAUAGCUGUGACGUCACUGUCGUGUUAUUUACUCGAUUAUAAAAAAUAUAAUAUAUUAAUAUGUUGAGUGUUGUUCACUGUUUGUGUGUUUUUAUCGGAUGUGUGCAUGUGCGCGCGCGUGUGUGAGAGCGGUGCGUGUGUGCGUGUGCCGAGGUAAACAUCUCGAGCGCCCGUGAUCCGUGAAUGCCCGCGAUCACAAGCGCUCCCCCGUGCUCGGCUGUACUCGGCUGUACUUGGCUGUACUCGGGUGUACUCGGCUGUACUCGGCCACACUCGGGUCCGCUCGGCUGUGCUCGGCCACACUCGGGUGCGCUCGGGCGCGCUCGGCCUACAGUCGUGCUCGCGCCGCCGCAGAGAACAGUUUCCUCGGCACUCGCAACGGCCGAGUUGUAGUUAAGCUAAAACGCCAUACAGAUAAAUAUAUUUAGUACUCACUUCACACUAGUGUAUAAUUAUAUUGUAUGUUACAAUAUUAAAUAAUGACUAUGCAUCAUAUUACUUAUAUUUUUUUAUAAUCAAUUUUAUUUUUAAAAUAUAGUUGAAAUAUCAUCAUUGACAAAAAGGUACAUCUUGAUCGAUUAUAGUAGUGGACGCUUGAGACACAGCGGUGAGCACCGUUUUGCCACUGCGGCCGGCGGCUGCUGCCAAUGUCGUAAAGGACCCCGGUUUUCUUCCUGCAUUUUAAUCGAAAAGGCCAUAAUUAAUCAAUUACCAAAUCAGUACUCUUGAAAAUAACUGAACGGGCGACGGCAUCCGAGUUGUGGUUUCUAUAGGCUCCAGGAACCACUCAACAUCGGACGUGCUGUGAGCCCGUUCGUUUAUGCAUCUAAACCUACAGCGUGUCCUUUUUGUCGAUACCGUCACCGCGGAUCUUGUUAGUGAUUUGUACAAAUUGGCUUCAGCGACUUCUCUUGUAGUGAUGUGUGCUUGCACUAACGACGAAUUAGUUUGUCGUGGCAACCGACGCAUCAUUUUCUUUAAUUCGGAUCAUAAUUUAUAUUUCCUGGACCGAUUUACUCGGAUUUAUUUUCAAUCUUGUCAUAAACUCCGUGUAAAGAAACCAUUAUAUGUAUUAGAAUAUAAACUAGUACAUUACUUGUGAACUAUUCAAAGAAAAGUAUUGAAAAAUCAUUUACAUAUAUGCGGACAUUGUUUUCAUACGAACAGAAUCUGGAAAAAUCCCAUGUUUUGCUAUUAACUGGUUAGUACGCUUCUGUCACAUAUGCGAAUAAUUUGAACAAUCCAGGGGACUGCGGCUCGUUGAGGAGCCAGUUCAAUACUGUUUUAUAUUCUUUAUUUAGUUUAUUUCUUAUUUUUGAAAGAGAAGUUACCAAAACGUAAUCGUGCCAAAGUACCAAAUCCGUGCAAUAUACAUAUAUAUACAUAUUUAAAUAAAUAAUUAUUUAUGUUUGAUUUGUGUAAUUUAACUGUCGAAAACAUAGUAGUGUGUUGGGAGAUGUUUUCUGAGAAAUGCGCAUAAAAUGCUUGCUACGAAAGGUGCAAUAGAAUAAAUAGUUACUGGGUAAUGAAGAGUAACGAAUUACAUUCGUCCAAACCAGCACAUGUGUGCUUAGUGCGAGUUUUUAACGUUUUCGACAGUGUAAACGUUUGCCGCUAGGGGCGUUGUUCCAACUCCAUACAAAUUUGAGUUAACUUUUACACUGUCGAGAACGUUAAACACUCGCACUAAGCACACUGGUGUCUACGUGAUGCGUGACGCGUGACGUGACGCGCCCGUCUGUCGCGUUAUACGGUGCAUCAUCACUACAGUUAAUUGCAGUUAGUGUAGUACUGUCACACACAAGUAACGUGUCAUAGUGAUCUUAACACAACUUACAGUAACGAUGUAUGUUUAUUUAUAAAAUGAUUGGGUGCAAUAACAUUCUGAUGCUGCGAAGCUCCCAGUGUACGCGCCUGCCGAGUCGGACGCGGAUCUCGGUGCGCGGUCUACCAGUCAAGCUCUUUAUUUCGGAUCAUGCUUUUUACACAUUGAUUUUGAAAUUAUUUUCUAACAUUUGACAUUAAAACGUUUUGUUACUAAUGAAUUAUUAUUAUUAUUAUUAUUAUUACAAUUUGCACAUUAGAAAUGUACUAUAAUUGAUUUAAGAGCGAAUUUGAAGAAUGUAGAUCAUUAACAGGAUUUUUAUUAUUGUUUAAUAAAAUGCUUAUAUAUUAGAUAAAUAUAUUUUUACGCUUCCCAGAGGUGUUUUAUAGCCAAAGAAAUGGAUUUAUGAAUGUACAAAGUGGCUUAAAGCCUUCCCUGUUGUCUGCGUGGGCUCGAGUUGGGGGGGCGCGCGCGGGGCACACGCUCCUCCACGACGCGGCGACGCUGCUCGUCAAAUGCAUAAUUAACAGUACGAUUUUGUUAGGCAAUUUAUAUACUUAGUUAUUGCGUUGGUUUUUAAAGUACCUAGUAUCUAGAAAAUAUUCAAACGUUGACUUUGUCACAAAAAUAAUUCGCCUAACUUUUGAUAAAAUGUUAAUCUCUGUGUACUCGCGAAAUUGAGUAUGACCGAUAGUAGUGUCACUAUUUAUCCUCAGAGUACAUUAGCCUCCAUUACUGUAUCGAAGAGUUCUAUAGGACUGCUUCGACAGAUGUAAGGAAGGUUUGCCUCGCGGCGUCACCCCCGCCGAGCCGUCUUGCCAUUGCGACAGAUUGUUUAAAAAUUUAGUGUCUAUAUAAUACACGUGUACUUACGUUAAACUAUGUUAUUGUUUCGUAUUUAACUUUUACAUUCUGAGGUACACCUCUUGACAAAACUCUUAAUUGAAAACAAAAUAACAUCUUGGUUGUUUCGAAAAAGUACAAUAUACUUUUGUACCUUGAGAUGUAAAAGUAGUUGAGUUAUAUAAUAAAAUCUUAUAUAGUUUGUGUUAUGAUGUGUAGUUGACAAUUAAAUUAAAAAAAAAAAACAAAAAAAAAAUGAUUUUUAGAAGUGUUGGGAUUGCAGUCCGGUCCGGUACAGUCGGGGGCGAGACCGCUAUCAUUCUAAAACUGCAUUUAAUUAUAAUAUUGAUUUUGCGUACUGUUAAUUUGUCCUCGGCUGUACUGGCGUGGACAUUUUCAUUGUAUUCACGAUUAGUUCACUCAUGCAAAUAAUAUAUAUAUAGUUUUAUGAUGAGAACAAGAAAUAUAUUAUGUAAAUGUAAUCCUACAAGUCUAUUAAAUCAAUGAAAUAGAUUA